AAUUGAAUUAAAAAGUAAAACGUCAUGCUGAUGAAAAACCGUUAUGUUCCAGACUGAAAACAAAGAAAACAAGAAAAUAAAAAAGACAAAAAAGAAACAGCGGAAGGAAACUCGGACAGCCUGGCAUAGGAAAUGAAUCCAAGGGUCCAUAUAGGAUUUGCAUCGGUCAUUCAUCAGGCAAGAUUCCUACACUUAUUCCAGCGAUAUCACGAAAAUCGCAUGCAAAUUCUCAGACGAGUCAAUGUUAGAUUAGCUGCAUGCCAGAAAAUGGAAGAAAAAAGGAUUUCGCAAGAGGAAGUGUAUUUAGAGGUAGUCGAUGUUUUGGAAACGUCGUGACCGAUGAAAAUAGGAAAAGAAAAUUUUUUUUACUAUCUGAAACUUGAAACACGUAGGGUGUGGAACUUAGAGAACGCUUUCAACAUCACCAGGAUCUAUUUUUGUGCCGGCGUAGAAUAAGUGUUGGGAGAGCAACGCCUCACGGACGCAAUAUAGCAACUGCACAGAAAGAGGUCAGCGUCAUCACCCUUUGGUCCCGCAACGGAUGCGAAGCUCUUCAUUUCACGUCUCCUAGAAAUUUUGAAGGAAUAUUUUGAAAGCAGCCGGAUAAAUACAAAGAGUCUGAAGAAUGGCCGAGCAUUUCCCCUGUGCCAAAUGCCAAGUUCCAUCCACUAAUUGUUGCUCAAAGUGCCGUGCCGUGUAUUACUGCUCCCGAGAUCAUCAGAAAGCUGACUGGGCAAUUCACAAGACAUUGUGUGUUCCACCGUUCAAGAUCGACGAAUCAGAACAUGAAGGUCGUUACUUGGUUGCUAAGCGUUCCAUUAAAGCCGGGGAAAUCAUCCUACAGGAACCGCCGCUAGUACUUGGACCUAAACUUCAAUCCUUGCCUCUUUGUCUCGGUUGUUACAAGCAUAUAAGUGGUACCUACAGAUGUUCACGCUGUAAUUGGCCCAUGUGCUCGGCUCUUUGCGAGGAAUCUGCCUUCCACCGGAAUAGCGAAUGUCGAAUGAUUGAACCUGCACUGGUUGCCAAUUUUCUCUGCACGGGAACCAUCAAUAAUCAAGUGUAUCAAUGCAUUACCCCUCUACGUUGCCUGUCGCUAUCUGCUAAAAAUCGGCAAGUUCUGGACAAGCUCGUCUCCCACAUGGAACAACGCAAGGGAACAGACAUCUACCGACUAGUAGAACAAAACAUUUCCAGUUUCCUGCGUCAGCGACUGAAGCUCACUCAGUAUGAUUCCGAACAUAUCCAGCGGGUUUGCGGCAUUUUGGAGACUAAUUGCUUCGAAAUCCGGAUUCAGGAUCGCGUCAGUUUUCGAGGACUUUACCCAACGGCAUCAUUGAUGAACCACGAAUGCGUGCCUAACACAAGGCAUGUUUUUGAUCCAUUCGAUUUCAAGAUAAGAGUACUGGCCACGAGAAAUAUAAGAGCAGGAGAAAAAAUCAGUGCAACCUAUACGCAGAUCUUUUGGAACACCAUAGAUCGGCGACUGCAUCUCAAAUCCUCGAAGCACUUUUGGUGUCAAUGUAGUCGAUGCGCAGAUCCAAGAGAAUUAGGAACAUUAAUGGGCGCCCUAAAAUGCACAAACUGUGGAGGUAUGAUUGUCAGCAAUGAUCCACUGGAUCAAUUCGCAAACUGGGAAUGCAGUGGAUGCGGGUUGGUGCAAAAAAUUGAAAAAGUGAAAAGGUUCCAUGACUCCGUCCGUGCAGAGUUGAAACAAAUUGCUCAGAUGGCACGGAGCCGUCCAGAACUCCUGGAAAAUUUUAUUGCAACGUAUUCCGGAGCUAUUCAUCCCGGUAGCUGUCACGUGAUCGAGGCCAAAUAUGCCAUCAUUCAACUUUAUGGGAAUGCAUCAAAACUUCUCUACGACGAUUUAAAUGAAGAACAGAUUGGGAAGAAGUUGGAAUACUGCAAUCAACUUCUGAAAUUGGCGGAUUUCAUCGAUCCUGGCUUAAGUCAGUUAAGAGGUCAUUUGCUGUUUGAAUUGCAAUCUGCUAUGGAGAAAAAAGCCAGCCGCAGCUUUGAACGUGAUUCGGCUCAGUUUAAAGAAUUUGUUAAAAAAGCAGCUGAUUAUCUGGUAGCAUCUUCAGGAAUCCUACGUCAUGAGAUCCAUUGGGUGGAUAUCCUGGAGCGGCGACGGUUAGCUCUCGAAAACAUUUUAAAAGGAUCAUGACUUAGUCAAAGCAAUUAAACCUAUGAUGACAAAUUAACUUCUAGGAUAGAUAACUCAAAUAUUUUCAAAUACUAUUAUCUAAAACGUACAUCGUUAAAUUUUAGGUAUUCUGAAUUUAUCUGUUAUGAUA
Molecule: messenger RNA, 2300 nt
Organism: Daphnia carinata
Lineage: Eukaryota; Metazoa; Arthropoda; Branchiopoda; Diplostraca; Daphniidae
Product: SET domain-containing protein SmydA-8-like
Exons: 6
Coding region: 626-2170 (514 amino acids)
Molecular function (GO): protein binding
Source: RefSeq, a predicted model, not a curated record